CAAACAAGUAGAGCAACCAAGUUCUUUCCGAGAAACUUCGCAAAAGUGUUUGGCUGGUUUGUUAUUUGUAUCUUGAGAAGCACAAAAGCAAAAAGAGUUUCACAAGCUAGGUUCGGGUUGCUAAUCAAUAUUCUGUGAUCGAGAAAUGAAAAGCGAAAACCGAGCAGAUGAUGGACUUACAGGGAAAUCGACAAGUCGAGACGGCGGCUAUGGCUGGAUAGUCUGCUGUGGGACUUUCAUCGUAAAUUUUGUGGUAUUCGGAAUUCACAACUCAUUUGGUGUUGUGUACGUUAACCUGCUCGAUGAGUUAAAACUUGGUGCGAUGCAAACAGCUUGGAUUGGUGCCAUGGCCAUUGGUUUAAACUUCUUUUUUGGUCCUAUAUCAAGUGCAUUGUGUGAUCGUUUUGGAUGCCGCGUUGUGACCUUCGCUGGUGCGUUACUAUCCGUCUCAGGGUUGUUCCUAACUUCCUUCGUACAGGAAGUUCAUAUGAUGUAUGUUACCUACGGGCUUGUAUGGGGACUAGGUUCUAGUUUCUCCUUUACGUCGUCCAUCGUUGUCCUGAAUGAAUACUUUGAUGAAAGAUUUGCGCUUGCCAAUGGGAUUGCAACAUCCGGAAGUGGAGUGGGCUCUCUUGUUGCCGGGCCGGUCAUAAAUUACCUACUGACAUCAGUCGGAUGGAAACACUCCAUGCACAUUUUGAGCGGGUUUGCUGGACUGUUAUGUAUUGCAGCUAUGAUCUUUAAACCAAAAGAAAGAAGAGAAUGUACCAAGUUAUUUGAUACUUCAAUAUGGAAGAGUAAAGCGUAUGUUUUGUGGGUUACUACUGUAGCUGUAUUUCAAUUUGGUUAUCUCAUUCCAUUUAUUCACCUGGUGAAGUAUGCCGAAGAUUUAGGAGUACCAAAUUCUAAAGGCGCUUGGCUGAUUGGUUUUCUAUCCAUCACCUCAACGCUUGGUCGAGUGGUAUUUGGCAAGAUUUCCGACUUUAAAUUCGUCAACAGGCUCUACCUGUACCAAUUUUCGAUAUUUUCUAUUGGAUUGAGCACUCUCUUGUGUCCUCUGGUCAAAAACUAUGCAGGACUUGUGGGUUAUGCUCUGACAUUUGGAUUUUUUGACGGCUGUUUUGUGGGCCAAGUGGCGGUGAUUACGGGUGAUGUGGUCGGACGCGAUAAGCUUUCUCAAGCAGUGGGAAACAUGUUUGGAACUCUGGCGAUACCAAUGAGUCUUGGACCUCCGCUUGCAGGUUGGCUGCAUGAAGCAUUCGGUUCCUAUGAUAAAGCAUUUUACAUUGCCGGUUCUGUGGCAUUAUUUUCUUCACUCAUGAUUUUUGGGGUGAACUACAUGAUUAGAAAGCAGUCUAUAGCAAGGAGGCAAUUGGGAUUUAAAAAAGACUCUUCGUGGAGGGUCUCUGAAGCCGAAACGGCACCUGACUCCGUUUACAAGGAUACACUUCUUUUAGUUGAGAGAGAAACCGUUUUAUAA
Pocillopora damicornis (cauliflower coral) is the source of this 1480-nucleotide messenger RNA. RefSeq names its product monocarboxylate transporter 10. The record is from RefSeq and is a predicted model, not a curated record. Gene Ontology annotation, molecular function: transmembrane transporter activity. Lineage: Eukaryota; Metazoa; Cnidaria; Anthozoa; Scleractinia; Pocilloporidae. Gene Ontology annotation, biological process: transmembrane transport.